This is a messenger RNA of Drosophila ananassae, 1790 nucleotides long. RefSeq names its product probable cytochrome P450 12d1 proximal, mitochondrial. Bases 167 to 1723 code for a protein of 518 amino acids. Gene Ontology annotation, molecular function: monooxygenase activity; iron ion binding; heme binding. NCBI's taxonomy places the organism in Eukaryota, Metazoa, Arthropoda, Insecta, Diptera, Drosophilidae. The record is from RefSeq and is a predicted model, not a curated record. The transcript has 4 exons.
GAUAUUAAACGGCCAGUCAUUAUGGCUUGCAAAUUCCGUGUCUGUUUACAAUUCUUUGUUUAUUUUUUACUUUUACUGAUAAGACCUUUGAUAUAAAAACGGAACCAGCAUCGCCCUACUUCAGUUGUUAAAUUGUUGGCUCAGGAGAAGCGUGAAAAAUAAGAAAAUGAUUAUUAAUACUUGUCGGGUGCCUAUUUCAAGUGGCUCUUUUCAAAUUGUGAGAAAAGCUUCAGUCCAUGUCCAGUCUCAAGUUUAUUCCAAUGCAACUGAAGCUAAGCCGUAUAGCGAGAUACCACGUCCUGGGAAACUGGAGUUCAUGAGGGCAUUUAUGCCGGGCGGCGAGUUUUAUGACUAUUCUAUUGUGGAUUAUGCCACGGCGAUGCGGAACCGGUAUGGCGAUAUCUUCAUCAUACCGGGAAUGUUCGGUAAGAAGGACUGGGUCACCACAUUUAGCACAAAGGACAUCGAAAUGGUAUUCCGUAAUGAGGGAGUUUGGCCAAACCGCGACACCUUUGCUUCUCUGACCUAUUUUCGAAAGCACAUUAGACCGGAUAUUUACGGGGAAAGUGUGGGACUAGUCCUGUCACAAGAGGAGGAGUGGGGAAAACUGCGUUCUGCCCUAAAUCCGAUUUUUAUGCAACCUAAAGGGCUGAAGGCCUACUAUGAACCAUUAUCCAACAUCAACAAUGAGUUUAUCGAAAGAAUCAAAGAGAUACGAGAUGCGAAAACCCUGGAAGUUCCAGAAGAUUUUACGGAGGAAAUCAAUCGAUUGAUCUUUGAUUCCCUCGCUUUGGUGGCCUUUGAUCGGGAAAUGGGGUUGAUUCGAAGGAAUCGAAAUAAUCCAGAGGCACUUACCAUGUUCAAGAUGACAAGGGACAUCCUGAAGUAUGUUUUUAAGCUGGACAUGCAGCCUUCGCUGUGGCGAGUAUUUCCGACGCCCACCUACAAAAAAAUGAUGAAAUUGCUCAACGAAAGUGUGGAAGUGACCCAGAAAUGGCUGAAGGAGACCCAGGACACUCUGGAGGCGCGCCGACUGGCGGGAGGAGAGGUAAACAACAACAGCAUGCUGCAGCGGAUGAUGGCGGUGGAUCCAAAAAUGGCUACCAUUAUGAGCUUGGACAUACUGUUUGUCGGAGUGGAUGCCACUUCGAAUCUUCUAUCAGCCGUGCUUCUCUGUCUCGCCAAAAAUCCAGAAAAACAGGCGGAACUGAGAAAGGAGCUCCUGAAGAUCAUGCCCACCAAGGACACUUCCCUCAAUGAGGACACCAUGAAAGAUAUGCCUUACCUCAGGGCUGUGAUUAAGGAGGCUCUCCGGUAUUAUCCUAAUGGCUUGGGAAACUUGCGAACUAUUCCCACAGAUGUGACUCUCUCGGGAUAUAAUGUGCCCAAGGGCAGUAGCUUAGUCCUCGCCUUCAAUGUCCUUAUGCAGGACAAUAGCUAUUAUCCUGAGGCCGAUAAAUUCCUACCCGAACGUUGGCUCAGGAACCCAGAGUCUGGCAAGAAAACUCCAAUUAGUCCGUUUAGCUUCCUGCCCUUUGGAUUUGGACCUCGGAUGUGCAUUGGCAAGAGGUUGGUGGACUUGGAAGUGGAGACGAGUGUUGCCAAGCUGAUCAGGAAUUUCCAGGUGGAGUUCAAUUACGAUGCCAGUCGUCCGUACAGGACCUUCUUCCUAAUGGAGCCGGCCAUUCCUUUCCGGUUUAAGUUUACCGAUCUCGACAAUUAAAAAACGAUGAUUAAUUUUUGAAAUAAAAGAACAUUUAAAAGAAAUAACCUUUAAAGUGGUUUUAAGA